This is a messenger RNA of Heterocephalus glaber (naked mole-rat), 1172 nucleotides long. RefSeq names its product 40S small subunit processome assembly factor 1 (gene Fsaf1). NCBI's taxonomy places the organism in Eukaryota, Metazoa, Chordata, Mammalia, Rodentia, Bathyergidae. The record is from RefSeq and is a predicted model, not a curated record.
GGCGCCCGCGCACACGCGGAGCCGGAAACGGAAGUACCGGGACGUGGGCCGGAGCUGGUGUCAUUACUCUCCCUAUGGCGCCAGAGAGGCUGCCAGAGCCAGGUUGUGAGGCGCCUGAGUGCACUGAGAAGCUCUUGGACGCCCUGUUGCAGACUCUCUACGACGUGGGAGAGAAAGAAGAUGAAACAGAACAGAAGAGAAUCAGAAAGAAGAGAGACAGUAGGAAGAGAGAUGGAGUUACAGUGGCUGUGGCAGCAGAGAGAACCCUGGCUGGUUCUCUCACAAGAGGCAAGAAAAAGAGUGCUUCCAGCUUUUUCAGGAAACUGAGAGAAGAGCUGAACUGUGCUCCUGUAGUCACCUCCCACGAUUCCCCUUCAGAAGCAGAAGUCUCUGCUGCUACAGGAUCACCCUCUCCCCUGCAAAACAACAGGGAGCAAGUGGAAGUGGUAGAAUUUCACAGCAGAAAUAAAAAAAGAAAACUGAAGCCAGAUCAAGAUGAAUACACGAAGACUAAAACUUGUAUCCAAGAGAAAGACACAAGUAUUCAAGAAUUUAACCUAGAAAAGGCUCGGUUGGAAGUGCACCGGUUUGGGAUCACAGGCUACGGGAAAGGAAAAGAAAGAGUCCUGGAACGGGAACGAGCCAUCAUGCUGGGUGCUGAGCCUCCCAAAAAUAGUUACGUGAAUUACAAGGUUUUGCAGGAGCAAAUCAAAGAAAAAAAGGAAGAAGAGAAGAGAGUGGCCCAGGAUGCAGAUAUUUUCAAGAAAAAGAAGAGGAGAGAACAGGAAGAUAGGAAAUCUAAAAAGAAGAAGCCGGCUCCCAGUAUUUUGUCAAGUGGACAGGUCGGACAGGUUGGAAAAUUCAAAAAUGGGACCUUGAUUCUGAGCCCAUUUGAUAUCAAGAAAAUAAAUUCUUCCAGAGUGGCUAAAUGAAGUACUUUGUCAGAUAAAAAGAGGAAUGGCGCUGGACCUGUCCAGUUCGAGACUCUCACUGCCUCUCCAGUUGAGGAAGACCAAACGAGCCUCGAGGAGCUGCACUGCUCGCCGAGUGAGCAGGCCUCACUCCCAAUUUCCAUGCACUGGUGCUGGGCAAGUUUGCUUGUCAUACCAUUUUUCUUAAUUUUACUGUCUUAUAAAUGCUAGUAAUUAACAUUAAAUUACUUUUUAAUAUUU